CAACUCAAAACUUGGCAAAAGGCCUCGGCAAUGCAAAAUUGACUUGACUGUUCCGAGCACAAUAAGCUGUUUAGCCCAACACUAUUCAAUUAAGCCACCAACACCAACACGUUUUACCGUCUAACUCGUUCCUCAUCGAGUUAUUCAUUCAUUCUAGACUCCUUCGAAUCUCCUCAUUUUCUCUGCGUUGUUCCAACGAAGGCUGAUCAUGUCGUUUUUCCGAGGCAUUUCAACUCUCUCGAAGCUACGUUCUCGAGUUGGCCAACAAUCAAGUCUAAGUGGUUCUGUGAGAUGGAUUCAGAUGCAAAGUUCAUCUAGCCUUGACCUUCGUUCCGAGUUACAAGAAUUGAUUCCUGAACAACAGGAACGGUUGAAGAAGAUAAAGAAAGAAAAUGGAAGUGUGCAGCUUGGGAACAUUACUGUCGACAUGGUAUUGGGAGGAAUGAGAGGAAUGACUGGUUUACUUUGGGAAACUUCCUUACUUGACCCAGAAGAGGGAAUUCGAUUUAGGGGUUAUUCUAUACCCGAGUGUCAGAAACUAUUACCUGCUGCAAGUCCUGGUGGAGAGCCAUUGCCUGAAAGUCUUCUUUGGCUUCUUUUAACUGGAAAGGUUCCAAGCAAAGAGCAAGUAGAUGCUUUAUCAGCAGAAUUGCGGGAACGUGCUUCGAUCCCAGACCAUGUGUACAAAACAAUUGAUGCCCUUCCAAUAACUGCUCACCCGAUGACUCAGUUUACUACUGGUGUUAUGGCCCUUCAGGUUCAAAGCGAAUUUCAGAAGGCAUAUGAGAAAGGGAUCCACAAAUCAAAGUUUUGGGAGCCAACAUAUGAGGAUUGCCUUACUUUGAUUGCUCAAGUUCCUGUUGUUGCAGCUUAUAUUUAUCGUAGGAUGUAUAAGAAUGGAGAAAUUAUACCAAAGGAUGACUCCCUUGAUUAUGGUGCAAAUUUUGCACAUAUGUUGGGAUUUGAUAGCUCUCAGAUGCUUGAGCUGAUGCGGCUUUAUGUCACAAUUCACAGUGAUCACGAAGGUGGAAAUGUUAGCGCUCACACUGGCCAUUUGGUGGGUAGCGCACUUUCGGAUCCUUAUCUAUCAUUUGCAGCUGCAUUGAAUGGGUUAGCUGGCCCACUCCACGGAUUAGCCAACCAGGAAGUGCUGCUGUGGAUUAAGUCGGUUGUUGAUGAAUGUGGAGAGAACAUCUCGACUGAGCAGUUGAAAGAUUAUGUUUGGAAGACACUAAACAGUGGCAAGGUGGUACCUGGAUAUGGUCAUGGAGUUCUGCGAAAGACAGAUCCAAGAUACACAUGUCAGAGAGAAUUCGCAUUGAAGCACAUGCCUCACGACCCACUUUUCCAAUUGGUGUCAAAGUUGUACGAAGUGGUGCCUCCUAUUCUAACAGAACUUGGAAAGGUUAAGAAUCCAUGGCCGAAUGUUGACGCUCAUAGUGGAGUUUUGCUGAACCACUAUGGUUUGACGGAAGCAAGGUACUAUACAGUUUUAUUUGGAGUAUCAAGAAGUCUUGGCAUUUGCUCACAGCUAAUAUGGGACCGAGCUCUUGGCUUACCACUAGAGAGGCCAAAGAGUGUGACUAUGGAAUGGCUUGAAAAGUUUUGUAAGAAGGGAGCAUAAUACUGAUGGCAUUAUAGCUUGUUAUUAUUCUUGACGAGUUUACAGUAAUUCUUUUCAACGGGCAAAAUAUUCCUUUUUGGAAAUAAAAAGAUAGCGAGGAAUUUAGUAGUCUCUAUCUCUUGCAACAGAUGUUACAUUUUGUAUCUUUUUACAUUUACAGUUUGUAGGAUCAUUGAAAAGUAUGAGAGAGUUGAGUGCAAGCAAUACAUAGAGGAAUUGAGCCUUAACACCUGAUAGAGUCAUUGUAUGUGAGUCACCUUGUAUGUAGAGAGCAUUGGUUCAAAACGAUGCAACAUUUUUCCGUUAAGCUGGUUGUGAUUUAGCUCGAAGGUUUGAUAUGAAGUUAUUUUUUAAUGCUGUGAAAUACGAGUUGUGUAGCCUCCCAAAAAGGAUGGAUCAAGGGUCAUGUUUCGUUAACAUCUCUUGAGUUUUCUUGGAACUAUGAUUUUACCCCUAUGAAUGUUGGAUCUUAUUACAAUCUGAAAAUGUUGUUUGACUC
Molecule: messenger RNA, 2123 nt
Organism: Chenopodium quinoa (quinoa)
Lineage: Eukaryota; Viridiplantae; Streptophyta; Magnoliopsida; Caryophyllales; Amaranthaceae
Product: citrate synthase, mitochondrial-like
Exons: 20
Coding region: 209-1624 (471 amino acids)
Biological process (GO): tricarboxylic acid cycle; carbohydrate metabolic process; citrate metabolic process
Cellular component (GO): mitochondrial matrix
Source: RefSeq, a predicted model, not a curated record